Messenger RNA from Myzus persicae (green peach aphid), 2528 nucleotides. It is a transcript of the gene Dmtn, whose product is annotated as transmembrane and coiled-coil domains protein 2. The transcript is spliced from 10 exons. The coding region runs from base 361 to 1983 and encodes 540 amino acids. Gene Ontology annotation, cellular component: endomembrane system. NCBI's taxonomy places the organism in Eukaryota, Metazoa, Arthropoda, Insecta, Hemiptera, Aphididae. The record is from RefSeq and is a predicted model, not a curated record.
CAUCUGUUCGUGAUUACUUAUCUGACGCAAAAUUUCGCCUUUUGUGUGUUGUCGUUUCGCGAUAGGUAUUAGGUGUUGCAGUACGCUGUCCGACGAUUUUUUUCCGCUACAAACAAACACACAAGCAACGAAUAAACAAUAAAAACACACAAGAUCCUCUUCGUUUGGGGUUGUAUUAUUGUCUCCCAGCCAUGGAUGUUUCGCUGUCUACCCUGAACGUAUUGUUGCGAAGCUUCACUCCAAAAUGCUGCCGUUAAUCUGGCAACUCUAAUUUACAGUCAUGCAAUCAUGACGUCCGAGAUCCAGUUUGUACGUGGAAAAAUUAAAUUACAUAGAUGAGUUUUAUACGAUACAAUUUUUAUGGAUGCAUUGACGCCUGACAUUAGGAUAUCAAAGUCUAGUCGGAGUUUUUCUCCUUCACAAAAUCCAAUGCCUAAGAUGGCUAAUAAACCAUGGAAUGCUGCUACUUUUUCUGCUGAUGAAAUUGCCAUGAGCAGAUGUAAAUCUCCUGUGGGGUCAUCAGGAAGUAUUCGAGUGGUUCGUCAUGAACGAGGAGGAUCUGCAGACACAGGACUUAUUAGACCUGAUAAUUUAUCAAGUUAUGCAUCUAGUGAAGAACCUAACCCAUGUGGCAACAAUGAAGAUGAUGGUGAUUUAUUUUAUUCAUAUGGUGGAUACAAUGGUGCUGAACUUGCUGAUGAUUCUGAUGGUACAAAAACCAGAGCAGCAAUGGAUCAUGUCCGAUCUAAAAUUGUGCGUACUAAAGAUUUGAUACGAAGUGAACAAACAGCAAGAGAUGAUAAUGUCAAUGAGUAUUUAAAAUUGGCAUCAAAUGCAGAUAAACAACAACUGGCCCGUAUUAAGUCAAUAUUUGAAAAAAAAAAUCAAAAAUCUGCUGUUGGUAUAUCACAAUUACAAAAAAAACUUGAAGGUUAUAAUAAGCGAUUAAAAGACUUAGAAACACAUGGGCUCACAACAUCACAUCAUUUGAAACAACCAAAAGAGAUGUUAAGAGAUGUUGGACAUGGUCUAAGGCAUGUUGGCGGAAAUAUAAGAGAUGGCAUUUCUGGUUUAUCUGGAUCGGUGAUGUCAAAACCACGAGAAUUUGCUCAUCUAAUUCGGAAUAAGUUUGGUAGUGCUGACAAUAUCAAUUCAAUAUCAAGAUCAAGUGAAGCUGAUCUAACUGAAGAUAAUAGUGAUAAACAGAGUGGUCGUAACCAUCAUGGCAGUGCUACAUUACCAGGCGGUGUUGGACUUCAUGCAACAACUACUGGUGCUGCCGCAUCUCGUAGUGAAGAUGGGGCUUCAGAAUGCAGUUCUGUGACUAGUGAAUCAAUACCACCGCGAACAGGUCCUGGGGCGCCACCACCUCCUGCAUCCGCAACUACUUCUUUGGAACCAGUUUGGGCCGAAUUAGAUCAUUUACGCUCAAAAAUGGAACACAUUAAACAGUUAGUAUCCAAAGAUAUUGCAUCUUUAAACCAUUCCCUUCAGGAAGAACGCUUUCGUACUGAGCGGCUCGAAGAGCAAAUAAAUGAUCUCACUGAGCUACAUCAGAAUGAAGUAGAAAAUCUUAAACAAACCAUCACAGAUAUGGAAGAAAAAGUGCAGUACCAGAGUGAAGAGAGACUUCGUGAUAUUCAUGAAAUGCUUGAAGCGUGUCAAACAAAAAUGUCUAAAAUGGAACAUCAACAGGCACAGCAUCAACAGUAUGUAACGUUAGAAGGAUUGGACAAUUCUAAUGCUCGUGCGUUAGUGGUCAAAUUAAUAAAUGUGUUACUUACUGUGCUCCAGGUAGUGUUACUCCUAGUUGCCACUUUUGCUGGUAUUCUAAUGCCUUUUUUAAGAACUCGUUUAAGAAUAAUUACUACAACUGCUGUAGUUGCUGGGUUAUUCAUUGCAGUAAAACAAUGGCCAGACAGUGUCAGCCUCAGUGAUUACCUCAUUAAACAUGGCAAACAAGCCCUGUUAUCCGUUAAAUAGUUUUCUUUUUUCUUUUUCUUUUUCACAAUGAUUUAUACAUCUAUGUAAAGCGGUGUGAUAAUUAUUUCAAUUGGAGGCCAAUUACCAUGACAAUUUAUAAAACAAUAUUGUGACAGUAUUAGAGAGAAAAACAAUAAUGAGCAUAUCGUCUUUACAUUAUAAUAUUAUUCUUUAUAAACUAAUAGACAAUAUAAAUAGUAUAUAACUUACUCUAUCCUUCUCAACCUGCCAUGACUAUUGUUGUUAUUAAAACCAUAUUUUAAAUUAAUUUAAUUGUUUUUUUUAUAUAAAAUAUUAUUUAACUUGUUUUAUAAUUGAUUGGAGGGUUCAAUGACACCCGUAGUGAUAGUGAAGACAUCGAAAUGGUAGCACUGAAAUUUAUUGUAAGUCAUAAUGAUAAUUUUUUAUUAUAGCAUAUUUUUUUAUUUACUUUUAUAUCUAUUACAUGUAAUAUUAUUUUGCUUGAUCCUCCUCCCCUUCCCCACGAAUUGAUGUAGUUUAGGAAGUCUUGUGAUUUGUAUUAUUUUUGUGUACAUAAAUUAAAU